AUGUCGUUCAAGAUCAAUUCGCUACUGAAUCCCGAGGGAUCAGUCGAUCAAGAGGCUGAGGUCCGCAAGAUCCUCAGCAAGGCAUAUGCCAACUGCGACAGGACGCUGCCGAAACAAAAUCCCAAGGAAGGCGCACUAGCAUACUUCAGUGAUGUUCUCGUCCACAUCACCGAAGUAUUGUACAAAAACUUUACCGACGAGCUUCUGCACGAGGAACGCUUGAACUCGACGGGCCACAACAUUGUCGAUCAGGCCUAUCGCGCCAAUGGGUUUAAUGACAUGGGCAUCCUCGAGUUCCAUACGAAGAAGCGCAAAAUGCUCAGGAGCAUGAAGGAAGCCGUCGACACCAACGCGGCUACCCUAAAGAGCAUCAGGGAAUGCGCCUCUCCCGCCCAAGAAAAGCGCGCCUCAGAACCCGGCCAUCAGACCUUCUUCUCGGAAUCGAGCUCCAGGUCCUCCUUUUCCUAUUCGGCAUCGUCGUCUGGGGCGGUUUUCUCUGCAGUCACAUCACAAGCGUCCAUGUCGGAUGGCUCACAUACGUACCGCCAGUCUGACCGAUACCAUCGCUCACCCACCCCCGACUCACCGCGAGAAGGUGACGACGAUGAUGAUGAUGUGGACGACGACACAAUGAUGGGCGACGACAGCAUAGAAGGCGUAAGAACAGGCGCCAAUGUAGACAUGGACUCUUUAAGGCACAGAGGAAAAGGCCAUUACAUCUGCCCCCAUUGGCAGACGUGCCAAAAGGGAGGCCAAGAUCACAAGGGGGGACCCAAGAUCUUCUACCGCAACUGCAUGUACAGGUAA
Colletotrichum navitas is the source of this 807-nucleotide messenger RNA. RefSeq lists its product as uncharacterized. Bases 1 to 807 code for a protein of 268 amino acids. The record is from RefSeq and is a predicted model, not a curated record. The transcript is spliced from 2 exons. NCBI's taxonomy places the organism in Eukaryota, Fungi, Ascomycota, Sordariomycetes, Glomerellales, Glomerellaceae.